UUGACAGACAGACAGUAAACAGAUACUCUCGUCUUUUCUUAAAAAAUAACAAUAAUUGUAACCUCCGAAUUAGUUACUAAAAUACACAUAAAUUGUCUCUACUUGUUUUUUCGGCCCCCCUACAAACAUGAAUAUUUUAGUUAUUAUCUCAGCCAAGUCAAUCAUCCAUUAUAAGUUGUUUUAUACUACACCGUAUCAGUUCAAACACCAUCGUCUUGAUAAUCUCGCCAAGCUUAUGUCUGAAUUUUGUAAUCUGAAUCUCAAUACUUAACAAAAAGGUCGGUCAUGGGUCUAUCGGCGCUGUUAAUGGUUUCCACUGCUAACCUUAAUUCAAGCCCUGUUUCUUGUCUGUUUACUCCCUUUAAGAACAGCAACAAAAAGAGCAAUAUUAGUAGCCGCUCUUUAACUACCCGUUUUCGAGUAUAUUGCGAAAUUAAGAUAGAGGGAAAUGAGAUCAAAAAAGUGAAAAGAUAUUCACCUUAUUUAGAGAAGGAAUUGCUGAGUAGAGGUAAUGGUGGAUUGGUAUCUGAAGAGUGGCAAGCAGUUCCUGAUAUUUGGAGAACUUCAGCUGAGAAAUAUGGUGAUAGGGUUGCUCUGGUUGAUCCUUAUCAUCACCCACCUACCACAUUAACUUAUAGUCAGUUGGAGCAGGAAAUUUUAAAUUUUUCUGAAGGAUUAAGAGUUAUUGGUGUAGAGCCCAAUGAGAAACUUGCCCUUUUUGCUGAUAAUUCGUGUAGAUGGCUUGUAGCAGAUCAAGGAAUGAUGGCUAUGGGAGCGAUUAAUGUUGUGAGGGGAUCAAGAUCUUCAAUCGACGAGCUAUUACAAAUAUAUAAUCACUCUGACAGUGUUGCACUUGUAGUGGACAGUCCUGAAUUGUUCAAUCGGAUUUCAGAAACAUUAUAUUCCAAAGCAGUAAUUGGAUUUAUCAUCCUACUUUGGGGAGAUAAAUCAUGCAUGCCUAUUGAUGGAUUGGAUGGCAUACCUGUUUUUGAUUACAAAGAUAUUAUAGAAUUGGGACAAGAUAGCCGGAAAGCUCUACUUGAUUCAAAUGACACUUGGAAACACUAUAAGUAUGAAGCAAUCAGGUCAGAUGAUAUCGCUACACUUGUUUAUACUAGUGGAACCACUGGAAAUCCUAAAGGUGUUAUGCUCACACAUAAGAAUUUGUUGCACCAGAUAAACAAUCUGUGGGAUAUUGUUCCUGCUGAACCUGGAGAUAGAUUUCUCAGCAUGCUACCACCUUGGCAUGCAUAUGAGCGUGCUUCUGAGUAUUUCAUAAUGACACUUGGCGUUGAGCAAGUAUAUACAACUGUGAGAAAGUUGAAGGAAGAUCUCAAGCAUUAUCAGCCUCAUUACAUGGUCUCUGUUCCUUUAGUGUUUGAGACACUCUACAGUGGGAUACAAAAGCAGAUCUCCUCAAGUUCCACUAUUCGUAAGCUUAUUGCAUUUACAUUCAUAAGCUUCAGCUUGGCAUAUAUGGACUUCAAGAGAAUUUAUGAGGGAACUUAUUUAACAAAGAUUCAGAAGCAACCAUCACAUCUUGUUGCAGCGUUGGACUGUUUAUGGGCAAGAAUAAUGGCUGCACUACUAUUGCCAGUGCAUAUGUUGGCUAAGAAGCUCGUAUAUAGUAAAAUUCAUUCAGCAAUUGGAAUAAGCAAGGCUGGCAUAAGUGGAGGUGGCAGUUUACCCAUGUAUGUAGAUAAAUUUUUUGAGGCAAUUGGCGUAACAAUCCAGAAUGGAUAUGGUAUGACAGAAUCAUCUCCGGUUACUGCUGCCCGGAGACCUACAUGUAAUGCUCUUGGCUCAAUUGGGCAUCCAAUUCGGCACACGGAAAUUGAAGUGGUGGAUGCUGAAACUGAUGAAGUUCUUUCAGAUGGGUUAAAGGGAAUUGUGAAAGUUAGGGGCCCACAUGUGAUGAAAGGUUACUACAAGAACUCUCUGGCCACCAAGCAAGUGUUAGAUGAGGAAGGUUGGCUAAAUACCGGCGAUAUAGGUUGGAUUGCUCCUCACCAUUCAAUUGGGCGAAGCUGUUGUUGUAGUGGCGUUAUUGUCUUGGAGGGACGCGCUAAGGAUACCAUAGUUCUUUCAACAGGUGAAAAUGUCGAGCCUUCAGAGCUUGAGGAAGCUGCCAUGAGAAGUACUUUGAUUCAACAGAUCGUUGUCAUUGGCCAGGAUCAACGUCGUCUUGGAGCUAUAAUUGUUCCGGACAAAGAAGAGGCGCUACUAGCUGCAAAAAAAUUGUCCAUUGUAGAUGCCAAAGCCUCUGAGCUGACCAAGGAACAAAUGGGGAGCCUGCUAGAUGAAGAACUAAGAAAUCAGUUAUCAGAAUGUUCAUUCCAAAUCGGAUCGAUACUUGUCAUUGACCAGCCUUUUACGAUUGAAAGUGGCUUGAUGACGCCGACCAUGAAAAUUCGAAGGGACCGGGUGAUGGACCAGUUGAGAGAGCAGAUAGGCAAUCUCUACAAGUAGCUGAAAUGAUGUAAAUAUACACAUGAAAUAGAAACAGAAUAAAGAACAAGUUCCAUGGUAAUAUCUCUGCAUAUUGCUGUGUUCCACUUUACACAUUUCAGUACAGUUUUGUUUGUCGUUAAGGUAGAGACUAAUUUCAUUCAGUUUCUCCUGUGCCUGUAUAUCAAAAACCUGCGAUCUGGAGAUAAAUUCCUCCCUAAGGUUGAGGAUCAAGAAUGUAAUUUUUAGUUAAAUAUUUGUUACAUUUAAGACAUUUUGUUUGGCCCUUUAUAUAUGUGGUGGUGCCAUAAUUAUAACACCAUUGCAGUUCUAUUUGCUCA
Messenger RNA from Mercurialis annua (annual mercury), 2789 nucleotides. Its product is annotated as probable acyl-activating enzyme 16, chloroplastic. The transcript is spliced from 18 exons. The record is from RefSeq and is a predicted model, not a curated record. NCBI's taxonomy places the organism in Eukaryota, Viridiplantae, Streptophyta, Magnoliopsida, Malpighiales, Euphorbiaceae. Gene Ontology annotation, molecular function: long-chain fatty acid [acyl-carrier-protein] ligase activity. Bases 286 to 2469 code for a protein of 727 amino acids. Gene Ontology annotation, biological process: fatty acid elongation. Gene Ontology annotation, cellular component: chloroplast.